UUCAGUGAGGUUUAACAGAAUUUCAACAUCUUUCUAUGCAAGGCUUAAUGCAUAGUUACAAUGAUCUGAGUAGUUAAGGUGGUCUUUUUCCUUCAAGAAAGGUAUAUUUAACAUCACACCCUGCAGAUGUAACUGUCAUGGGGUCAGUUCAGUUCAGGGCACUAUCUGGUCUGAGUUAGGUAUAGGACAAUAAAGGAGGCUGUCUAUUACAAACAUCAGUAAUUGAGAGGGGAGAAAUCUGGUCUCUGCCCUUUCCUAGUCAUUACAGAACAAGAACAAUGAGGAAGAGAGUUAAGCUAUAAUUCUAAGAAGCAGAACUACAAAACAUGCUACAUGGACUCAGACCACAGCCACAUCUCUCUCAAAGCUUAAAGUAUUUGGGAGGUUCCAACAGCUUUUAGGUUUUAUUUAUUUUCACAUUCCAUUGCAAUCAGAAUCAGACUAAAUUGCAUUCAGCAAAAAAGUUUUUUGAAGCCAAGGGCGGUUGCUCAUGCAUGUAAUCCCGGCACUUUGGAAGGCUGAGGAAGGCAGAUCACCUGAGGUCAGGAGUUCAAGCCCAGCCUAACCAACAUGGUGAAACCCCGUCUCUACUAAAAAUAAAAAAUUAGCCGGGCGUAGUGGGCGCCUGUAAUCCCAGCUACUGAAGAGGCUGAGGCAGGAGAAUCACUUGAACCUGGGAGGCAGAGGUUGCAGUGAGCCAAGAUCGUGCCACUGCACUCCAGCCUGGGUGACAGAGUGAGACUCCAUCUCAAAAAAAGUAAUUUUGUGGCCGGGCGCCGUGGCUCACGCUUGUAAUCCCAGCACUUUGGGAGGUCGAGGUGGGCGGAUCACGAGGUCAGGAGAUCGAGACCACGGUGAAACCCCGUCUCUACUAAAAAUACAAAAAAUUAGCCGGGCGUGGUGGUGGGCGCCUGUAGUCCCAGCUACUCGGAAAGGCUGAGGCAGGAGAAUGGCAUGAACCCGGGAGGCGGAGCUUGCAGUGAGCCGAGAUUGCGCCACUGCACUCCAGCCUGGGUGACAGAGCAAGACUCCGUCUCAAAAAAAAAAAAAAAAUUUUGAACACCUACAUUAGGGCACUGCUCAAUGGGAAUGAAUAGACAAUAUCUCUGCCUUAAAAGAGCUUAUAUCUUAGUGAGAGGAAAUGAGAAAAUACACAUCAUUUAAAAAACAAUUCAGUCGAUAAGAAGGGCAUUAGAGAAAAAGACUGGGAGGAGUGAUGGGCAAUGAUUCAGGCUGCAGUGUUUUAAACCGCUCACGUGAUCUAGCCCUGCCUAACCACUAGUCCUGUUGCCCUCCCGCCUCUGUAUAUUUCAGUCCCUUACAUGCAAUACUCUUCUCUCUUUAUUAGGCUUCUGCAGAUGUUUCCCUCUGCCUGAACCCUUUCUUCAGCUCAGCUCAAAUAUCCCCUUCCUCUGGGAAGACUUCCCACACAGCUAGAUUUCUAUUCUAGGCUUCCGCAACACCUGCCCCUCACCUUUAAACACCGCUCAUAUUCUGACUUUACAUCCCGCUUGUAUCUGUUUAUCGCUCAUAACAUCAAGUAAGCUCCAUGCGGGCACAGCUAUGAUCUGCUUUGUUUGCCGCCGACCCUGCGCCCAGCACGGAGACUGUGUAGUUACUACUAGGACCUCGCCUACCCGCGGAACACACUGAGAGCCGGAAGUGUUGCGUUCGCUCCGGACAACCGGAUGGGGAACUGCGCGGCCCACAGGGCAACCGGAAGCAUAGCGUUCCCGUCCGGACGUCCUGAGAGGGAAACGCCCGCAAAGGCUGGUUUUUAAGCGGGACCAUCUCUUCACUCGCAGCAAGUGCGCGUGCGCUGCCUCUCUCAGCCCAAAUCGGGAACAUGGCCGUACGGUCGCUGUGGGCGGGCCGGCUGCGGGUGCAGCGCCUACUGGCCUGGAGUGCCGCGUGGGAGAGCAAGGAAUGGCCGCUUCCAUUCAGCACUGCCACCCAGAGAACUGCUGGUGAGGACUGCCGUUCUGAGGACCCUCCUGAUGAGCUUGGGCCCCCUCUUGCUGAACAAGCCUUAAGGGUAAAAGCUGUUAAACUGGAGAAAGAAGUCCAGGAUUUAACAGUGAGAUACCAGAGAGCUGUAGCUGAUUGUGAAAACAUAAGGAGGCGAACCCAGAGAUGUGUGGAAGACGCCAAGAUAUUUGGAAUCCAGAGUUUCUGUAAGGACUUGGUGGAGGUGGCUGACAUUUUGGAAAAGACUACAGAGUGCAUUUCUGAAGAAUCAGAGCCUGAGGACCAAAAGCUCACUCUGGAGAAGGUCUUCCGAGGGUUGUUGCUUUUAGAAGCAAAGCUGAAAAGUGUGUUUGCCAAGCAUGGCCUGGAGAAGCUGACACCCAUUGGUGACAAAUAUGACCCCCAUGAGCAUGAACUCAUCUGUCAUGUGCCAGCUGGUGUUGGGGUGCAGCCUGGCACCGUGGCAUUAGUAAGACAAGAUGGCUACAAACUUCAUGGCCGCACCAUUAGGCUUGCCCGAGUGGAAGUGGCAGUGGAGUCUCAGAGAAGACUGUGAAGAGGCCAUCAGGAACUGGAUGUUCUCCCAGAGCGCAGUCACCUAUGUUUCUUUUAUUUAUUAAACUAGGUUUGUAUUGUACAUGAGGUACUUCAUGUGAUAUGUUUUGGAUUUAGUCAUAUUGGCUUUAUUUCUAAGAUGUUCUAUUGAUUUAAUGUGACCUGUUUGGUCUCAUCAGAAGUCUUACCAUUGGGCAUUUGAACAGUGUGACAGGUGUUCCAAUGGCCUUUAUCAAAACAUGUUAGGAAAAUUGGUACUGUGAUAAAUUUGAAUCCAAAAUCCUUUUAACUGUGUGUUUUCAACUACAUGUUUCUUCCUAGCGGUCCCUAUAACAGGACUUGUGUAGUAUCUUGUAUUUUGUGGAAAAAAGGAGGUGGUAGGGAUUGGUUCAACAUUUGGGUACUUAGAGGAUAAAGCUUCAUGGUUGUAUAAAUUUAGAUCAUUUGGAUUGAUUUUUAUACACAUAGAUUUUCAGGACUUUACCUUUUGUUUUUUUCCUUUUAGCCAUCUUUUGUUCUUGUAAUCUCAACUAGAUAGGCUUUAUGCUCACAUCAUUGUCCCAUACCCACCCCUUUCUAUUUGUAGGGGCUAAAGGUCUAGAUGAGACUUGGAAGGCAAGGAGCAUCGAAAUUUGAGAUGCCCAGGACUCUUUCAAGCAAGAAUGGCCAAAAAGCCUUGUGCUGUCUUUGCUCUUCAAAUUAUUUUCAACCUCCCUGUCAUAUAAUCAUUUCAGGCAAACUGAGGCAGCACUAACAGCUAAUGACCCAGAUGGCUCUAUUUGGGUAAUUUACCUACAACUUAUUCCACCAGCCUUUACUCCUCUGCCCCUUUGUCAAUUUUACCUUAUAAUCCUUUAUUAAAUGAUGGGCGGUGGUGAUCAGGACAAAAGUGUUAGGUUCCCAUGAUUUCUCAUUUCAUUUAUUAACAGUUAUGCUGAAUUUUUUCUUAAGUUUCCUCCGGCUCUAUUUAUGUUAUUUUUUGUGAUAAGAACACUUAACAUAAGUGUUCUCUCCUCUUAGCAGUUUUUUUUUUCCUGUGUUGCCCAGGCUGACCUCCAACUCCUGGGCCCAAGCAAUCCUGCCUCAGCCUGCCAAGUAGCUAGGACUACAGGCGUUCACCACUGCGCCCGCGAAGUUUUUUUUGUUUUUUUUUUUUUAAGUUGGUACUCACAAAUCACUACCUCUAUUAUAUUGACAAGCUUUAUCUCCUAUUCUUUGUAUCUGUUAAGUCACAUUUGUGUAAACAUUGAGCUCACCUUUUAUAUAUUAACCUCUAGAAUUAAUGGGCCUAUGUGGUUUUUUUCCAGUCUUGUAGCUGGUGUUCUGUAAAAGACUUGUCCAAUAAACAACUUAAUGAAUGAUACAUCAGUCAGAUUUUAGGAAGGCAGUCAAUUAUGGAUAUUUUCAUGUUGGAAGAGGCCUUAAUGAUCGAAUCUCACCCUUUCUGCUUCUGAAGUAUGAAAAUCUAGUCUUUUUAGGACUGGACACAAGGAAAAUAAUCUCUAAACUAUUGACUGAAUUCCAGUGAGAAUAUGAAUGAAGAACAACUAGGUAUUAAUGUCAAUCAUUUAAGAUUAAUGGGCAUGCAAUUAAGUCUCCAGCAGACAAUCAGAUGUUGGAUGUCUAGAUUAUAUAGGUUUAGGUUGAAGUUAUAAAAUAAAAUAAAUCCAUUUUCCACUGAAACUCUAUGACAUUCAGUGGAGUGGUGGAAAGUUAUCCUCUUAUACAUCAUAGAUAAUUCUAAGACAGCACACAAACUUACCAAUAAAGCCAUCUCCUUGUGGGCCCUACCAUCUUCAUCAGAUUUAGACCCUUAAAAAACAAGUAAAUAUGCACUUUUAAAAUGCAAUCAAAAGACUGGUGGUUAAGCUUGUAAAACCAGAACAUCUUUUGGCAUUCCGCUAAGUGUAUAUUGUGAAUUUAAUGAACAAUCAAGGUUCACAAUAGGAAGUUGUCUUUUUUUGCCUUCCUUUCUAUGAGAUUGACAGAUGGUGACAAUAAGAAAAUGAGCUGAUUGUAAUUACUCUCUGUGUGUUUUUUUAUUGCUAGCUAUCAUUACCAGUUAGAAUUAACAUUAAUUACAAUUAACAAUAAUUUUAGGUAUGGAAUGUUAUGAUUACCUAAAGAGAUGUCUCUACCUAACGAGCUCAAGCUCCCACCUCAGCCUACCAAGUAGCCAGGACUACAGGCAAGCGCACCACCAUGCCUGGCUAGUUUUUUUUUUUUUUUGGUUGGUUGGUUGUUUGUUUUUUACAGGCGGGAUCUCACUAUAUUGCCCAGGCUAGAAGAAUUUUCUAAUGCUCUAUCAUACCUCCCGUUUUGGCAAGUAAAUUGAGAAUAAUUUUAGGUUCUUUUGUUAUUCAGUAGUUUUGCAGACUUAAAAGUGUAAAUUUAGAAUUAGAAGAUGAAGCUAUAGUAGUAAGAAUCUCAAGUUGAAGGGCUUUGGGGAGCCAAAGCAGCAUAUUAGAGCAUAGGCUUGAACUUAAAUCCCAGCUCAGUCACCUGCAUGACUUUAGGCACCAGUGAUUUCACCCUUCUGAGCCUGUUUCUUUAUUUGUAAAAUGAUUAUAAUAAUUCUUUCACAGCAUUGUGAGGAUUAAGUGAAAUGUGUUAAAUGCCUACUACAGUAGGCGCUCAGAUAUUUAUUUUUAUUUUUUUAUUAUGCACAUUGUUUUUCCUACCUUUUUAUGGCUGUCUAAAGUCUAGGGAGAAGGGAAGACUGGUUAAUGAUGAGUAGAAAAAACUUGUAAGCUAAUCAUUUACUGACUUAUUUUCCUUCCAUUUUCUGGUUUUUUAAAAAUUAGCCACACCACAAGAAACCCACAUUUUUAGAUGGAAAGAGCAAGAAAAUCGUGUCAGUGCUCUUUGUUAUUUUCAUCUUAAUGGUAUAGUGAAAAGACAUUGGCUUGAGAUGAUACUAAGGAAGCUUUGGCUCACUCUCACUUGAAGAGGGGAUCUUGGUGUUUUAAUACUUGGAUUGUACAAAUGUUUUACUGACUUUUCUUACUGCUGUAAAGGAAUCAAGCAGUUGGGUAUUGAUAUGUUAUUUGGUGCUGUCAUUCAUGGCAAAGGAUUUGAUAAAUAAAAGUUCUUAAAACACUAAAGCAAAAUCAAAUGAGCAAAACUAAGGAUGAAAUGUAAUAUUCAUCAGAACAAGGAUCACUGAGAAAAAAUAUUCAGAAACAACUUUAAUAAAACCUGAAUUGAAAUAACUGCA
This is a messenger RNA of Symphalangus syndactylus (siamang), 5740 nucleotides long. It is a transcript of the gene GRPEL2, whose product is annotated as GrpE like 2, mitochondrial. Gene Ontology annotation, molecular function: protein homodimerization activity; protein-folding chaperone binding; adenyl-nucleotide exchange factor activity. The record is from RefSeq and is a predicted model, not a curated record. Gene Ontology annotation, cellular component: PAM complex, Tim23 associated import motor. Gene Ontology annotation, biological process: protein folding; protein import into mitochondrial matrix. NCBI's taxonomy places the organism in Eukaryota, Metazoa, Chordata, Mammalia, Primates, Hylobatidae.